Molecule: messenger RNA, 1224 nt
Organism: Lepus europaeus (European hare)
Lineage: Eukaryota; Metazoa; Chordata; Mammalia; Lagomorpha; Leporidae
Gene: LHPP
Product: phospholysine phosphohistidine inorganic pyrophosphate phosphatase
Exons: 7
Coding region: 38-850 (270 amino acids)
Biological process (GO): dephosphorylation
Cellular component (GO): cytosol
Molecular function (GO): inorganic diphosphate phosphatase activity; phosphatase activity
Source: RefSeq, a predicted model, not a curated record
GUUGGGUCGCGGAGUCUGAGGCGCACGGAGAGGCGCAAUGGCCGCGUGGGCUGAGCGGCUGGCCGGCGUGCGCGGCGUGCUGCUUGACAUCUCGGGCGUGCUGUACGACAGCGGCGAGGGCGGCGGAACGCCGAUAGCCGGCUCCGUGGAGGCGGUGGCGAGACUGAAGCGGUCCCAGCUGAAGGUGAGGUUCUGCACCAACGAGUCACAGAAGUCCCGCGGAGAGCUCGUGCGGCUGCUGCGGCGGCUGGGGUUCGACAUCUCCGAGGACGAGGUGACCGCCCCGGCGCCGGCUGCCUGCCGGAUCCUGAAAGAGCGAGGCCUACGGCCACACCUGCUCAUCCACGAUGGAAUCCGCCCGGAAUUCGACCAGAUUGACACGUCCAACCCAAACUGUGUUGUGAUGGCAGACGCCGGUGACGACUUUUCGUACAGGAACAUGAACGAGGCCUUCCAGCUGCUCAUGGAGCUGGAGCGUCCCGUGCUCAUAUCCCUGGGAAAAGGGCGCUACUACAAGGAGACCUCUGGCCUGAUGCUGGACGUCGGUGCCUACAUGAAGGCACUUGAGUACGCCUGUGGCAUCGAAGCCGAAGUGGUGGGGAAGCCGUCUCCUGAGUUUUUCCAGUCUGCCUUGCAAGCCAUGGGGUUGGAAGCCCACCAGGCCGUCAUGAUCGGGGACGACAUCGUGGGUGACGUCGGCGGUGCCCAGCAGUGUGGGAUGCGAGCCCUGCAGGUGCGCACCGGGAAGUUCAGGCCCAGUGACGAGCACCACCCAGAAGUGCGAGCCGAUGGGUAUGUGGACAACCUGGCAGAGGCUGUGGACCUGCUGCUGCAGCACGCACGCGAGUGACACGCCCCUCCCCCCGGCCGCGCCCAAGACCCUCCUUCCUGCCCUCUGCCAUUCUGAGCCCCAGCCCCUGUGUGUUCCCUCCCGCAGUGGCGCUUGAGGGAGACCUGCUGGCUUCCCUCUGGGCUGGGCUGCAGGGUGCCUCUGGGAGCACCCCAAGUCCCCGACACCUGCACUUGCCGCGGGCGCCGCCUGAUGGGGUUCAGAGACCCUUUGCCCACUGCCUCUGUAUCAGCCCCCUGCAGCCCGGCCCCGCCCCCCUCACAGGCCAGGUCUGGGACCAGUGCUGGGGCUGCCUCCUUCCUGCGGGGACGCGUGCUGGCCUCUGUAGCUGGCAUGUGCAGGAGCAAACUAACAAUAAACAGCCUUGGACCACC